UACACACAAUGGUAAUUAUAAUAAGAAGACAACAUUAUGAGUGGCAAAAAUCCAAUUAUCUCCGUAUUUGCAAUCUGAAGCACCCUGUUCGCAAAACCUCUCCUGCUCCUGCCGCCGCCGCCAUGGAGAGUGCGCCGCAAACCCCCACCAUGGCGGCCGCCGGCGAUGUCCUUCGCGUGGCCGACCUCCCGGGACGAGGUCGCGGUCUCGUGGCCGCCCGCAACGUCCGCGAGGGUGAGGUGCUCCUCUCCGAGCCUCCCGUCCUCCUCUACCCGUCGACCCUCUCCUCCCUCCGCUCAUACUGCUCCGCCUGCUUCCGCUCCCUCCCCCCCGCCGCCACGAUUCCCUGCGUUUCCUGCCGCGCCGCUGCCUUCUGCUCCCCGGCCUGCGCCGCCGCUUCGCACCCGCACCUCCUCUGUGCCGCGCUCUCCCACGGCGGCGGCGCUGGCCUCGCCGCCGCCGCUCCCACCGAGGCGAUCCAAGAGCCGCUCCUCUUCCUUCUCUCCGCCUACUCCCUCCCGGAGUCAACCAUGCGCUCCAUGCUCUCUCUCUCCUCGGCGCCGCCCCCGCCCCCGGGCGCGCAGGACGCCGCGGGGCUCCAUGCUGCUGUGGCAGCCCUAGCGCCGCCGCACAUGCUUCCCCAGGGAUUGUCGCCAGACCUAACGGCGGCUCUCCUCGCCAAGGACCGGGGCAACAGCUUCGCCAUCAUGGAGCCGUACCGACACGGGAUGUCGCUCGAGCUCCUGAAGGCGCGGGCCUACGCAGUCUACCCCCGUGCUUCGCUGUUCAACCAUGACUGCCUGCCCAAUGCGUGCCAUUUCGAUUACCCCGACAGGCCUGGGCCAGGGAACACUGACAUUGUGGUGCGUGCACUCCAUGACAUACCCGAGGGGAGGGAGGUCUGCAUCAGCUACUUUGCGGCUAAUUGGAGGUAUGCUGAUAGGCAGCGCAGGCUGCUGGAGGAUUAUGGGUUCCGGUGCGAGUGUGAUCGCUGUCAGGUGGAGAGUCAGUGGAAGGAUGAUGAUGAUAACAAUGGAGAUGAUGGGGAUGACACCAUGGAAGAGGAGGGUGAGGAUGAUGUUGGAGAUAGAGGUGAUGAUGGGAUUGAGGAGGAAGAGGGGGAUGGUGCUACCAAUGGCGGUGAUGAUGAUUUCCCACAUGCCUACUUCUUUGUCAGGUACUUAUGUGACAAUGAGGGUUGUUGGGGUAUGCUUGCUCCAUUGCCACCCUCACCAAACGGCGACCUGUCCCAUGUGUUUGAAUGCAAUCUCUGUGGGAAGCUGAGGAAGGAAGAGGAUGUCAUUCCUGAUGAGGGCACUUCUGGCAUGGUCCAUUAGUUUGAUGAAAACAUACUGAUCCGUGUGCUGCUUCUUUUAGUGGGAGUCAGGGAAGUCUGUUGUUUAAAUCUACUGACUGAAGUAUCCCAGCUCCAAUGAGAGGCCGCAUAAUAAAAAAUCCAAAAGGUUAAGAGUGAGUAUGGUCCUAAUAAGGCAUCAAAAUGUCUUUUUUUGUAGAGAAGAUAGCCAUAUGCAGACUGUAAUAGCUUGAAACUAGUUUCCAAAGAAGGAUAAUUAUGACUCAAUUUUAAUUAAUGAAUCCCUUUAUGUUCAUAUACUUGGAUGAUCAACUCUGCAGAUUACUAAUUCUUCAUGGGGGACUGUUUAUUUAUUUACUAUGCCGAUGCUGGCAAUAGGGCGAAUUUAAAAUGUUGAUGAAGCCCUAAGCAGUCUACUCUCCUGUUGUUAUUAGUUAAUGUUUGUUUUAGAUCAAAUACAUAAUCUAUGUCCCUAGCAUGAGAGAAACACUACUGUAGUUUAUUUAUUAGCUAAUGAUGAUCUAUUAUACCUUUGGUGGCGACAUCAUUUUUCCUGCUUAAACAAGGCAUUGUACGGAUCCCUGUGCAGAGUAUGAACUUACGACAUGAGCCUUUCAAUCAAAGGGGAGAAAGUUGGAAGAUGAUGUCUAGCCAUGUAAAGAGAAUGAGAAUUGGCCAAUGUCCAUAACUCUUCCAAGAUUUGAGCCAGAGGGCAGGGGGUGGGGGUGGAGUUAAAGAGUUCAUUGCUGGCAAACCAUUUAGCCUUAGGGGAUGAUCAUUGCUGCUAAUCUCCACCUUAAUUUAGUAGUGUUCAUGUUAAUUAGGCUACAAAUCCUGUGGCGAAGGUCUAACACAAGCUUGGAUAAGUAAGAGAAGUGAGUGUCAAAAUGGCACAUUAUUUCAUUUUUAGUUUCAUGGAGAUACCCAGUUUGAGCAGUAUCUAGGUACGAGGAGUUACAAAUUUGUUUAUGUUAUGUAUUGUGCUCUUGCGUCAUACUGAUAAGAGAACCGUGAUGACAAAAUCCACCUGUUUUGGUGUUUA
Messenger RNA from Zea mays, 2357 nucleotides. RefSeq lists its product as uncharacterized. The coding region runs from base 9 to 1337 and encodes 442 amino acids. Gene Ontology annotation, molecular function: protein binding. The transcript is spliced from 2 exons. The record is from RefSeq and is a predicted model, not a curated record. Lineage: Eukaryota; Viridiplantae; Streptophyta; Magnoliopsida; Poales; Poaceae.